This is a messenger RNA of Cynocephalus volans (Philippine flying lemur), 395 nucleotides long. It is a transcript of the gene CXCL9, whose product is annotated as C-X-C motif chemokine ligand 9. Lineage: Eukaryota; Metazoa; Chordata; Mammalia; Dermoptera; Cynocephalidae. The transcript has 4 exons. The coding region runs from base 15 to 395 and encodes 126 amino acids. The record is from RefSeq and is a predicted model, not a curated record. Gene Ontology annotation, cellular component: extracellular region. Gene Ontology annotation, biological process: defense response; chemotaxis; immune response. Gene Ontology annotation, molecular function: chemokine activity.
UUCAUUUUACCACAAUGAAGAAAAGUGGUAUUCCUCUCCUCCUAGGCAUCAUCUUCCUGGUUGUGAUUGGAAUUCAAGGAGUCCCAAUAAUGAGGAAUGUACGCUGUUCUUGCAUCAGCACUAGCCAAAGGACCAUCCACCUAAAAUCCUUGAAACACCUUAAACAAUUUGCCCCAAGCCCUGCCUGCGAGAAAACUGAAAUCAUUGCUAUAAUGAGGAAUGGAGAUCAAACAUGCCUAAACCCAGAUUCAGCAGAUGUGAAGGAACUGAUGAAUCAGUGGGAGAAACAGAUCAGCCAAAAGAAAAAGCAAAAGAAAGGGAGAAAGCAUCAAAAAAGCAAGAAAGUUCUAAAAGUUAAAAAACUUCAACAUCAUCGUCAAAAGAAGACUACAUAA